Messenger RNA from Neofelis nebulosa (Clouded leopard), 1270 nucleotides. RefSeq names its product keratin-associated protein 10-12-like. The transcript is spliced from 2 exons. Bases 79 to 1005 code for a protein of 308 amino acids. NCBI's taxonomy places the organism in Eukaryota, Metazoa, Chordata, Mammalia, Carnivora, Felidae. The record is from RefSeq and is a predicted model, not a curated record. Gene Ontology annotation, cellular component: keratin filament.
CAGCCUAAGGCACCUCACACACUCUCACACACUCACACACCCACACCCACUCCCUCCUGCAGCCCCACCGCCCCCGCCAUGGCCGCGUCCACCCUGUCCGUCUGCUCCAGAGACCUGAGCUAUGGCAGCCGCGUCUGCCUGCCCGGGGCCUCGGACGCCUGCCCCGACUCCCCCUGGCAGGUGGACGACUGCCCAGAGAGCUGCUGUGAGCCCCCGUGCUGCGCCCCGGCCCCGUGCCUGACCCUCCUGUGCGGCCCCUCCUCCCCCUGCCAGGGAGACUGCUGCACCCCUGUGUGCUGCAAGCCCGUGUGCUGCACCCCUGUGUGCUGCAAGCCCGUCUGCUGCACCCCUGUCUGCUGCAAGCCCGUCUGCUGCACCCCUGUCUCCUGCAAGCCCGUGUGCUGCACCCCUGUCUGCUGCAAGCCCGUGUGCUGCACCCCUGUCUGCUGUGAGGACUCCCCCUGCACAACCUCUUCAUGCUGCCAGCCAUCCUGCUGCACCUCCUCCCCCUGCCAGGAAGACUGCUGCACCCCUGCGUGCUGCAAGCCCGUGUGCUGCACCCCUGUGUGCUGCAAGCCCGUGUGCUGCACCCCUGUGUGCUGCAAGCCCGUCUGCUGCACCCCUAUGUGCUGCGAGGACUCCCCCUGCUCAGCCCCCUCCUGCUGCCAGCCCAGCCCCUGCUGCAGACCCUCCUCCUGCGUGUCCCUGCUCUGUCGCCCCGUGUGCAAGCCCGCCUGCUGCACCCCUGUCUGCUGCAAGCCCGUCUGCUGCACCCCUGUGUGCUGCGAGGACUCCCCCUGCUCAGCCCCCUCCUGCUGCCAGCCCAGCCCCUGCUGCAGACCCUCCUCCUGCGUGUCCCUGCUCUGCCGUCCCGUGUGCAGACCCGCCUGCUGUGCCCCUGCCUCCUCCCGCUGCCACCCAGCCUCCUGCGUGUCCCUGCUCUGCCGCCCCGCGUGCGCCCGCCCUGCCUGCUUCGGCCCCGCCUCGGGCCAGUCCUGCUGCUGAUGGGCACGUCCCCCCAGGGCCAGCUGGGCUCAGGUCCCACCUGGUGACUCUGGUCCUCCUGGCCACCCAUCAGGCCUGACCUUGACCUCCUGCCUCCCAGGAUUGCUGACCCCGCAGCUUCCUGGGGCUUCUGCUCCCAGGAGGCACCUGCACCUGUUCUGGGUCACCGGUCCUUCUUGCCCCCUUUCUCUGCUUGGGUCACUUGGCUUUGACUCCUAACCUGUCAGCACCUCUUCAGGAAGCCCAAUAAACUCACUUCACCGGC